AAAUCUACAACACACAACGGCAUGGCUGCAAAAUGUUCAGCUGAAAAGUACUGUAGAUAUGAACGUAGAAGAUCUUGUACAGUAUGGUCCUCGUUUGAAUUGGUUAGCUUCUAGAACUCUGAGGACUUUGACGACAACGGUGUGGUCUUCCUGUGUGGUUUAAUUAUCCCUGUAAGAUGAGGAGGGUUUCUACAUCAGAUCCUUUGAACCAAAGCUUCCCCCGACUUUCUAAGACUUUUCUAUAGGCACGCGUCCCCGAGGGCGGGGCGGGGGCUACAGGCCUCUUGUAGCCAUUGUGCCCCCAAAACGGCCAAUCAGAGAGUGAGCGUGUGCCGGGCUCUGCAGUAUAAAAUGCUGGCAGAUUUUCAGAGGCAGCACACAAAACACUCCUCUCUGGACUUUUUGGACCACAUCAGCUGAACUGAAUCUAAAAACAUCACCAUGCAGUCUCCUGGGAAAUCUCUGAAGGAAGCUCUGCUCUGGGCUCAGAGCGAGGAUCGACUCACCGCUGGAGUCUAUGAGAGCGCUAAGAUCAUGACUGAUGACCCGGACAGUGUGUCUUUCUGCGUCCUGGCCAUGGACGAGGAGUUCCAGUGUGACAUCGCUCUGCAGAUCCACUUCACCCUCAUCCAGUCCUUCUGCUUCGACAACGACAUCAGCAUCGUCAGAGUGAGCGACAUGCAGCGUCUGGCUGAGAUUGUCGGCGACAAGGCGGAGCCGCUCGAAGAUGCCCACUGCGUCCUCAUCACGAACCCAGCUGAUGGGUCUUGGGAGGACCCUGCUCUGGAGAAGCUGCACCUGUUCUGUGAGGAGAGCCGCCGUCUGAACGACUGGGUUCCUGAGAUCAGCCUCCCCGAGCGUUGAUCCGGGCUCCUCUCGAUCUUUUUUUGCUCAGAUGCUGUAAAGCUUCUCAUCUGGAAAUACUCAUCCUGAUGAACAGGACGAGCCUGUUUCUGCCCAUCCCUGGACACUCCUGAGGAGGAUUCCCCCGUCCAGGCAGCACGGCGCCGGCCCCAGGGGGGCCCCCGUGAACCGUCGCCUCUCGUCCCUUCCAUGCCAAGAUGGCUCUCAUUCUUUAUGUGAACGAGAGUCAGGUAUGCCACGAGAGCGACGCAUCGACCCUCAUUCUUUGUGCGGAUGAGGUUUGGAGAGGAAGGAGAUGCGAGUUGUGCGUCCUGUGGGGGGUUCCCCCCCCCCAGCAGAGCAAACGUCGCACCCCGAAGCACGCGCAGCAGGAGAAGAAGCGGUGCUGAGACAGAGGCGUUCUUAAAAAAAGGGACUUUUUUAAAAGACGUCCUCUUAUCGCUGAGCAACACGACAACAGUUGCAAACAGCGGAAAUGUUUCCCACUUUCCAGAAUUGUCUUAAUGCUCUAAAGGUUUCACUUUAGAAAUUUAACAAUGACAAAUAAUAUUCUAAAACGUAA
This is a messenger RNA of Sander lucioperca (pikeperch), 1426 nucleotides long. RefSeq names its product growth arrest and DNA damage-inducible protein GADD45 gamma-like. Gene Ontology annotation, cellular component: cytoplasm; nucleus. Lineage: Eukaryota; Metazoa; Chordata; Actinopteri; Perciformes; Percidae. Gene Ontology annotation, biological process: regulation of cell cycle. The record is from RefSeq and is a predicted model, not a curated record. Bases 442 to 864 code for a protein of 140 amino acids. The transcript has 3 exons.